AUGGGCUCAUUGGACAUCGAACAGCCAGAAUACGAUGUCAUCAUCAUCGGCGCAGGCUUGUCAGGAUGCUACGCCUCGUAUCGCAUGCAGCAGCUGCAGUUGAAGCAAAAGGUCUUGGAGACGGGCACAUCUGUUGGUGGAACGUGGUAUUGGAAUCGAUAUCCCGGCGCCAGAUUUGAUUGCGAGUCUUACACAUAUGGCUUCUCGUGGUCAAAGGAGUUACUUGAGGAGUGGGACUGGACCGAGGAAUUUGCUCCGCAAGCAGAGACAGAGCGAUAUGUUCAGUUCAUAUGCGAUCGCUUCAAGCUGUGGCAGAAUAUGCAGUUCAACACCACAGUAGCCAGCGCACAUUGGGACGACGACAACACUCUGUGGAGAUUGACUGACCAACAUGACCGGAAGUACACCUCUCGCUUCCUGAUAACUGGCAUCGGUCUUCUCAGUGCACCAACUCUACCAAACAUUCGCGGCGUGGAAAGCUUCGCGGGCGACGCAUUCCAUACUUCGCGCUGGCCCAAAGAUCAGAUCACCUUCGAAGGCAAACGAGUGGGAAUCAUCGGUGUGGGCGCGACAGCCAUUCAGAUCAUACCCGAAAUCGCGAAGAGUGCGGAGAAGCUUACCAUCUUUCAACGCACACCGAAUUGGGCUAUACCGCUGCACAACUCCCCGAUCGACAAGGCGGCUAUGGCUAAGAUCAGGAAGGGAUAUCCUGAACUGUUCGAGAAGAUCAACAGAACGCGAUUGAGCUUUAUGCACGAUGGUAACCCAGCAUCGAUAUGGGAUGCUACGCCAGAGGAGAGGGAAGUUCUGUGGGAGUAUCUGUACGCCCAGCCAGGCUUCGGGUUCUGGGUCAGCAACUACAAGGAGAUCCUGAUUGACAGGAAAGCCAACGCGCUUGUCAGCGAUUUCGUCGCCAAGAAGAUCCGGCAGCGCGUGAAGGACCCGUGGACAGCAGAGAAGUUGAUACCUAAGACACAUGGUUUCGGCUUACGCAGAGUGCCAAUGGAGACGCACUACUAUGAAGCCUACAACCAAGAGAACGUGCAACUGGUGGACAUACUGGAAACGCCCAUCGACAGCAUAACAGACAAGACUGUCAAGACCACAGCGGCAGAGUACGAGUGCGACAUUUUGGUGUAUGCGACAGGCUUCUCAGCCAUCACCGGUUCUUUCGACGCAAUCGACUUCCGAGGCGUGAAUGGCACUCGCCUUGUGGACAAAUGGGCAGCUGGGCCAGAGACGUAUCUUGGCUUGACUGUAAAGGACUUUCCCAACAUGUUCAUGUCAAUCGGUCCACAUCAGGCAUACGGAAACAUCCCCAGAAGCAUAGAAUAUGCUGUUGGAUGGAUUGCCGACUGUAUAGCAUACCUCGAAAAGCAUCACAUCACGCGCCUUGAGGCUAGCGAGAAGAAGGUUGAAGAGUGGACAGAUCACGUCCACGACCUCGGCAAGGGCCUUUUGAGCAACGAGAUUGAUAGCUGGAUGACAGGAGUCAACAAGAAUCUCCCAGGAAAACAGAAGCGCGUCAUCGCCAGGUACUCGGGAGCCGCGCCGGACUUCAGAAGGACAUGCGAUGCGGUUGCAAGCGAGCAGUAUAGAGCAUUUGUCUUGUCAUAG
Molecule: messenger RNA, 1617 nt
Organism: Cyphellophora attinorum
Lineage: Eukaryota; Fungi; Ascomycota; Eurotiomycetes; Chaetothyriales; Cyphellophoraceae
Product: 2-oxo-Delta(3)-4,5,5-trimethylcyclopentenylacetyl-CoA monooxygenase
Exons: 3
Coding region: 1-1617 (538 amino acids)
Molecular function (GO): NADP binding; N,N-dimethylaniline monooxygenase activity; flavin adenine dinucleotide binding
Source: RefSeq, a predicted model, not a curated record